UUCCGGGAAACUGUUUACGUUUUCAGACAACGCUGAAAAUGAACCUUUUGAAUCAAAUUGCGGUAUUUGAAGUAUCUGAUAUGGACGAGAGUUAGUUUUUUCGAGAAGGCCUACUGACAGCAAUGGAGUGGCGUACAUGGUGUCUAUUGAGGUAAUCAAUGACAAAAUAAAAUUUUGCCAGAGAACAUUGUGAUAGUAAAGCAGCCAUGUUGGUCAAGUGCUGAUGUUUCUGGAGGGGACAUGUGUCAGCCAAUGUCCUUCAGUGUCCAGAGGGAGGUUCAGCUUCGAUUUCUGUGUCCAGCAGAUAUUGAUGAGGUCAAGAAGUUGUGCAGAGAAUGGUUUCCAAUAGAAUAUCCGGAUACUUGGUACCAAGAAAUAACCUCCAACCCCAAGUUUUAUUCAUUGGCUGCAACCUACCAUUCAAGAAUAGUGGGAAUGAUUGUGUCAGAGGUCAAGUUACUAUCUUCCAUCAAUAAAGAGGAUGCUGACAUUCUGGCCAAUCAUCAUCCUCCGACUUCUCAGGUUGCCUACAUACUGAGCCUAGGGGUGGUUGUGGACUUCAGGAAACACGGGAUUGCUUCCUUGCUAUUGGACAGCCUGAUCUCUUACCUAACAUCAAAAGAUCGCUGUAAUUGUAAGGCUGUAUACCUUCAUGUGCUUGCUACAAAUGUAAUUGCUAUCCGGUUCUACGAGAAGCGUCGAUUCCAAGCUCACAGUUUCCUGCCUUAUUACUACUCUAUUCAGGGUAAACCCAGGGAUGGAUAUUUGUAUGUGUUGUACGUCAAUGGAGGAAAACCACCCUGGUCUUUUAUUGAUUACCUGGUCAACUGUGGAGUGAUGGUGUCCAGGCUUCAGCCGUGCGCCUUGCCAAGACAAAUUGUGCGGUCAGUUCGGGGAUGGCUGUGUCGUCUACUUGCAGGAGCCACAUCCAACUACUCUAGUUAGUUGUCAUUCCAACCUGUUUUUAUAUGUGUGUCACAGAGUACAAAUGUUCAUUAGUGUCCCACCAUUAAUUGUAUCAUGUUCUCUUAUGUUACAUGAAAAAUGUAAACUAAUUUAUUCGACAGCCAAAAUUGUUAACCAACAACAGUAUUUCGUUUUUGAUUGCUAGUUUUAUCUCUGGCAACAAAAAUAGGUAUACGGUACAAAAAAGUUUGUAUGUGUGACUGAUUGACAAUAAGUGCAAUAAAUAUGCAGAUAUAGCUUUAUAGUAUGAUGGUAUGAAUAUCAUGUAAUACAGACACAUGUAUGUAACAUCCAGUUUACAAGACCAUUCUAAUUAAAAUUAAAGUAAUUGUAGCUUUAAAUCCAGUAUUUGAUACAAAUUUGUUUUUACAAAGUGUGAAAGUGUUAAAUGUUAAUGUCAGAUCGGGGUAGUAGCUGCUACCGAACGCACUACCUUUCUUAUUGUAGUUUGGUAGCUUUGUUACCAAGGUCUAACGCUGUACAAUUAGUGACAUUUGGUUUGACGACAAGCAAUAUUCCUAUGUUGAUUUUGUUUUAUUUAGACAUGUGCUGUAAUUUCAUCUGAGUUGUGGAUGUCUUCUGAAUAUGGGCACUACCAGAACACUUUGGGACCUGUUUACGAAUAAGUCUUUAUCCACCAUGACUAGCAGACAUUGUCUUUAGACUUCAAACACAAAUGUAGGUAAAUUUUACAUAGGCAUUAUUUUCUGAAAGGAGUUUCUCAUAUGAGGUAAUGGGGAUAUGGAAAUUAAGAAUUCCCCAUACCUACAGAAGAUUAACUCUUUUCAUAUUUUGUGUUCAGAACAUAACGAUAGCUUAGAAAAAUUGUAUAUUAGGGGUGGAUAAUUCAAGAAAUUUUGAUAUCACAGUAUUUUAGAGAACAUUGAAAUAUAUCACAAGAAUAUAGUUUUGUUAGAAAUUCAAUACAUUUAAAGUCAGCUUUUCAUAGACUGAAUGUAAAGUGAACACCACUCUAGCAUGUUUUGAUGAUUAUAUGUGUGAUAUUGGAAGUUAACGAUCAAAGCAAGUUUAAUUUUGGAUACUACAUGUAACACUGUUUCUGUGAAAUUAUUUCAUAACUGCUUAGUAUGAUUUUUUUGCAAUAUAAUGCCAUUUCAAAAACAAAUUACAAUAUAUUAAUGAACAGAUAUUGCGAUAUAUUGGUGAUUAUUAUUGCCAACCCCUAGUUUGUAAAUCUUGUUACAUUGCCAAGUUGGGAGGUAAUAGGUAGAGGUUGGCACAGUUAAUUAUGUUGGGUAAAAUGUACUUACUAUCUUCAUGUCCUAUGUUAAGAUGCAACACAAAGCUAAUUGAUGGGUGAUUUUGUUGGGUGAUGAAGAAUGCAGGGUUUAAAUGUGGUUAUGCUGGUUACGUGUGCUGUUAACUGGUAUAGCAAAGAAAUGUCAGUUUUCUGACCUCAAGUACCCUUUCUUACAUUACACUAGUCCUCCUUCUAAUAAACUGACAAAAAUCUUGUAGAUGCACUAGGAUCAUUUAUGAACAAACAAAGAAAAUUAGUCUUUAUGAUUAUUAAAUGCAUUUGCAACCAUAAUCAAAUACCAUACAUGUAUCGAACAUGACCUUGUUGUAGACCAACCACUGCUGUUGUUGGUAUCUAUGGUAAAAUUGAUAGACCGACAAGUGCUGUUGUUGGUAUCUAUGGUAACAUUGAUAGACCGACAAGUCCUGUUGUUGGUAUCUAUGGUAAGUGUUAAACCAACCACUGCUGUUGUUGGUAUCUAUGGUAACAUUGAUAGACUAACAAGUGGUGUUGUUGGUAUCUAUGGUAACAUUGAUAGACCGACAAGUGCUUCUGUUGGUAUCUAUGGUAACAUUGAUAGACCGACAAGUGGUGUUGUUGGUAUCUAUGGUAAGUGUUAAACCAACCACUGCUGUUGUUAGUAUCUAUGGUAACAUUGAUAGACUGACAAGUGCUGUUGUUUGUAUCUAUGGUAAGUGUUAAACCAACCACUGCUGUUGUUGGUAUUAAUGGUAACAUUGAUAGACUGACAAGUGCUGUUGUUGGUAAUUAAGGUAAUGGUGGUUGACCAACCACUGCUGUUGUUAGUAAUUAAGGUAAUGGUGGUUGACCAACCACUGCUGUUGUUGGUAUCAUUGGUAACAGUGUUAGACCAACCACUGCUGUUGUUGGUAUCUAAGGUAACAGUGGUAGACCAACCAUUGCUGUUUUUGGUAUCUAAGGUAAUAGUUGUAGACCAACCACUUCUGUUGUUGGUAUCUAAGCAAGUGUUAAACCAGACCAACCACUGCUGGUGUUGGUAAUUAAGGUAAUGGUGGUUUACCAACCACUGCUGUUGUUAGUAAUUAAGGUAAUGGUGGUUGACCAACCACUGCUGUUGUUAGUAAUUAAGGUAAUGGUGGUUAACCAACCACUGAUGUUGUUGGUAUCUUUGGUAACAGUGUAAGACCAACCACUGCUGUUUUUGAUAACUAAGGUAACAGUGGUAGACCAACCAUUGCUGUUGUUGGUAUCUAAGGUAACAGUGUUAAACCAACCUCUGCUGUUUUUGGUAUCUAAGGUAAUAGUUGUAGACCAACCACUUCUGUUGUUGGUAUCUAAGCAAGUGUUAAACCAGACCAACCACUGCCGUUGUUGGUAUCUAUGGUAACAGUGUUAGACCAUCCACUGCCGUUGUUGGUAUCUUAGGUAAUGAUGGUAGAUCAACCACUGCAGUUGUUGGUAUCUAUGGUAACAGUGUUAGACGAACCACUGUAACAGUUUUAGAUGAACCACUGCCGUUGUUGGUAUCCACGGUAAUGAUGGUAGAUCAACCACUGCAGUUGUUGGUAUAUAAGGUAACAGUGUUAGACGAACCACUGCCGUUAUUGGUAUCUAUGGUAACAGUUUUAGACCAACCACUGCUGUUGUUGGGACCUAAGGUAA
Molecule: messenger RNA, 3871 nt
Organism: Mizuhopecten yessoensis (Yesso scallop)
Lineage: Eukaryota; Metazoa; Mollusca; Bivalvia; Pectinida; Pectinidae
Product: N-alpha-acetyltransferase 60-like
Exons: 6
Coding region: 241-945 (234 amino acids)
Biological process (GO): N-terminal peptidyl-methionine acetylation
Cellular component (GO): Golgi membrane
Molecular function (GO): protein-N-terminal amino-acid acetyltransferase activity; histone acetyltransferase activity
Source: RefSeq, a predicted model, not a curated record